CAUUAGCAGCUUGCUAAGUGGAUUAUAGAGGACACCAUAACCUCUGGAGCUGAGUGCGUGUAAGACUUCUACCUAUCAUCUCACAUGCCUGCAAAGUUACUCAGUCAUAUUAGCUCUAAUCUGAAGAACUCAACAUGUCAGGUCUAGAUGUCAGCAAUGAAGAGACGCAAACUAGGGUAAGUGUCAGCAAUGAAGAAACCCAAACUGGGACCACUACUGUGAAGAGAGGUAUUGCUCAAAUGCUCAAAGGUGGCAUUAUAAUGGAUGUCAUAAAUGCCGAUCAAGCAAGAAUUGCUGAAGAGGCUGGUGCAUGUGCUGUAAUGGCACUAGAGAAAGUUCCUGCAGACAUUCGCAAAGAUGGAGGGAUAGCACGAAUGGUGGAUCCUCGUAAGGUCAAGGAAAUUAUGGAAACAGUAACUAUUCCUGUUAUGGCAAAGUGUCGCAUCGGCCAUUUUGCAGAGGCUCAGAUUCUUCAGAGCCUUGGUGUUGAUUUUAUUGAUGAGUCUGAAGUAUUGACCCCUGCUGACGAUGAGAACCAUGUUGACAAGCAGGUGUUUACUGUACCCUUUGUGUGUGGUGCUAGGAACCUCGGAGAAGCCCUGAGGAGAAUAGCUGAGGGAGCUGCCAUGAUACGAACAAAAGGAGAAGCAGGAACAGGCAAUGUUGUGGAGGCCGUUCGCCAUGCCCGUCACAUCAACCGUGAGAUCCGAGUGGCCCAGUCGAUGAGUACUGCUGAGCUCUACGGCUACGCCAAACAGUUGGGGGUGUCACUGGACCUGCUGAGAGAAACUGCCAAGCUGGGACGACUGCCUGUGGUCAACUUUGCAGCAGGAGGGUUAGCCACCCCUGCGGAUGUGUCCCUACUGAUGCAACUUGGAGUGGAUGGAGUGUUUGUGGGCUCAGGGAUCUUCAAGAGUGGGAACCCAGAGAAAAGAGCCAAGGCCAUGGUGCAAGCUGUCACUCAUUACAAGGACCCUAAAGUGCUCGCUGAAGUCAGUGAAGACUUAGGAGACCCUAUGGUGGGACUCAACUGUGAGCACCUUUCAGAGAAGUGGGCCCAAAGAGAAAGUACACACAAAUGAGAACCUGAUCAAAUUUUUUGCUACUUCUAUUUCUUACAAGUAGCAUCAAAAUUAAUAUGUAUUGUCUGUACUGCUUUCCAAUUAUUAUACUAGGAAAAAUACGCUAUUUUUGUGGA
Messenger RNA from Halichondria panicea, 1198 nucleotides. RefSeq names its product pyridoxal 5'-phosphate synthase subunit SNZERR. Gene Ontology annotation, molecular function: amine-lyase activity. The transcript is spliced from 6 exons. Lineage: Eukaryota; Metazoa; Porifera; Demospongiae; Suberitida; Halichondriidae. Gene Ontology annotation, biological process: amino acid metabolic process; pyridoxine biosynthetic process; pyridoxal 5'-phosphate biosynthetic process. The coding region runs from base 135 to 1082 and encodes 315 amino acids. The record is from RefSeq and is a predicted model, not a curated record.